AGUUUCUGUCGAACCCGUCGUGAUUCGUCCUCGUUUAUUCAGUUCGCACCGCCGCUGGUUCGUGUAUAACAAUGCAUUUUCUUCAUUGAAAAUAGUCGAGCCGGUGAAUCUGAUAUUAAUAUUCAUAAUAGUUAUUUUUCGCUUAUCGGUUGAUUCCUGUAUAUUUCUACCAUAUAAUAUACCGUACCUACGUGUGAAUGGUGUGACUACCGUCGGCACUCGGAAGGACAAGUGGUUAUAAUUGCUUCGUUUGAAUAAUUAUUAUUCUUGCGGAAUAUUUAUCAUGUGAACGGUUUGGCAUCGCUGGGAACGAUGAACCUGAACAAGCGCCGGCUGAUAUUCUGCACGUUUAUUUACUCGUGCGCCGCCAUCGGUCUCAUUGGCGCUGGCCUGGGCUCCAAACGAUGGGUCGUGGCGUCGGCUCGGCGCACUUCCAACACUACAGAGUCUGUGGGCCAAGUCAACUUGGGGCUGUUUUACGGCGAUAAGUACUUAAAUAUCGGCUAUGGACUACGGACGUACAGCGUCGAUGUGAUCGAAAUGAUGAAAACGGAUCCGGAUAUUAUGGUGUACAGCCUAUGGGCAUUGACUGUAAUUGGGGUAUUAGCCGGACUCAUAAUGGCCGUGGCUGCAGCAGUAUUCGCAGUCAUAAAUUCAGCCAUCACUCCUAUAUCUGCGCUAGCCGGCAUACCGGGUCUUUACUUUUGGAACAUCAGUGCAAUGUUUUUCCAACUGUUGGCCGGCAGUUUGUGGGUGGGUCAAUAUUUCCAGAGACUGCAGUACAAUGUGAUGAAUAAAGACGAUCGACGCAAUAAAUGGACGUCAGAAGGAAACGCUUCACUAGGAUUCUCAUUCUGGUUCAUCAUUCUUGCAUCCAUUUUACACAUGUUGAAUAUCUUCAUCGUGUUCUGGGCAACCAGUAAUCGCUCGAGAAAGUCACCAUCACCAAUCAUUGAAGAAAAAACUAACGGAGCAAUCAUGCUGUAUUAACAUUUAACGCUGUAUAAUUGCCAUCAAUGUCAAUAAUCAUUUAUAAAUGUAUUUAAGUGUAAAUAAAUUGUCUUUUUUAUACUAUGACAUAUUUUUAUAAGUUACUUUUAUUAGAAUUUAGAGGUUAAUUUAAGGUAUGUUUACAGUUACUGAGAUAAUUACAAUCAUUCUAGAUGGAUUUAACAAAACCAUUGUGAUCAAUGAAAUGUUUGUUAAUAAAAACAACUAAAUAUCAUUUUGUCAAUUUUAUCCAAGCUAAAAAACAGUUUGAAACAAAUUGAUUCUAUCUUUUGUCCAUUCUAAUUAAUUUUUUUAUAUACAUAUACUAGUUUGAACAUUAUACAUACAAUAUAUAGUAUAGUCAGAAA
Acyrthosiphon pisum (pea aphid) is the source of this 1358-nucleotide messenger RNA. Its product is annotated as clarin-3. Lineage: Eukaryota; Metazoa; Arthropoda; Insecta; Hemiptera; Aphididae. The record is from RefSeq and is marked provisional.